AUCCAUAUGGAGGAUGAAUCUCCUCCUUCAGGAGGAGUCAGUGUCAAGGUCUUGGAGGCAACAUUAUUGUCAGCCCUGAAGAUGCUGGAUGUUGGGAAAUGGCCAAUUUUUUCUCUCUGUUCCCAAGAAGAGCUCAAGUUAAUUCGUCAAGCCUGUGUAUUUGGCAGUGCUGGUAAUGAAGUGUUGUAUGCAACUGAAAAUGAUGAGGUUUUUGUGCUUGGCAUGAACUGCAGUGGGUGUUUGGGAACAGGUGACAUGCAGAGCACUAUUGAACCAAGGAGGUUAGAUUCUCUAUGUGGCAAAAAGAUAGCCUGUCUGAGUUAUGGAAGUGGCCCUCAUGUUGUUCUUGCUACAGAAGAAGGAGAAGUGUAUACAUGGGGUCAUAAUGCUUAUAGCCAGUUGGGCAAUGGUACAACAAAUCAUGGUUUCGUUCCCUGUCAAGUCUCUACGAACUUGGUGAACAAGAAAGUCAUUGAAGUUGCCUGUGGCUCUCAUCAUUCUAUGGUGUUAACAUCUGAUGGAGAGGUAUACACAUGGGGUUAUAAUAACUCAGGCCAAGUUGGAUCUGGUUCAACAGCUAAUCAACCAAUUCCUCGAAGAGUUACCAGCUGCCUACAAAAUAAAAUAGUAGUUAAUAUAGCUUGUGGACAGAUGUGCUCUAUGGCUGUGGUGGAAAAUGGAGAG
Messenger RNA from Fulmarus glacialis (Northern fulmar), 684 nucleotides. RefSeq names its product RCC1 and BTB domain-containing protein 2-like. The record is from RefSeq and is a predicted model, not a curated record. The transcript has 5 exons. The annotation marks the transcript as partial. NCBI's taxonomy places the organism in Eukaryota, Metazoa, Chordata, Aves, Procellariiformes, Procellariidae.